GAAAUUGGGGAAUGUUUUUAGUGUAACAACCAGGAGUUACAUUCCAGUCGGGCUCGGCUGUAUUCGGUGAUGGAGGGUAGAUCGAGCAGGGGACGCGGUGGUCAGUGGAGAAGAGGCGGCAGUGCUGGCGGUAAUGACAGCGGGAGUGUCGGGGAGCGGAGAGGUCGCGGGAGAGGCGGCCAUCACCGCGGGAGAGGGAAAAGAGACCAUUACCGCGGAAGAGGACGCGGUCUUCCCGAGGAUGGCGCUGCAGAUGUUUUUCGCCGAGGUCAAGAUGAACAUGAUGACAAAGAAAACGCUGAAGACGAGAUGCCAGCAAUCUAUUCCAGGAGAAAGCUGGAGUCCAACUGGGAUCGUUAUAAGGAAUCAGAGAAAGAGGAGGUGAAUGAUGAUGUUCCAGUGCACAGAGGGACAGACUAUCACGUCCUCCUCACUUCUGCAGGUGACUCCUUCACUCAGUUCAGGUUUUCUGAGGAGAAAGACUGGGAGAUGGAUUCACUAGGAACUAACCAGGUGCCUGCUCUGUUUGUGGACCUGGAGGUUUUAGCUCGGUCACUUCAGGAGCUGCCCCUGCACCACAAGCUUGACCUGGAGCCCAGUCUUGUUCAGGAGUCGACUCCAGUAGAACUCCCGUCAGUAGGGGUACUGAACAAAGUGAAUCCAAUCGUCGGUGGAUUUAAGCUUCCUGCUCCAGCAAAGUCGGGUCAAGAGCCAGGCUCACAUGGAUCGCGACCCGUGAAGCCUGUUCCAGGCACCAGCGUGUUCUCCCACACCUCCAAUGCAGUGAGCAGCCCUGGGGACGAUGCUGACGAGGAGCUGGACCUUCUCCUGGGACUACACAAACCUGUCGCAGUCCUUUCUUUAGCCGAGUCCGAGACUUCAAAUACCGUAGAGGACGUGUCUGCUGUCUCGGAGAAAGCUGCGGCACUGGUAGAGGAGCCGGAAGAAGAGGUGGUUGACGUGGAGCGUCGACAAACCGAAGCGGAGACUAAUAGGAACCAGCAGAAGCCUGAAGAGCAGCGGCGAAAAUCCGAGCCAGUAAAGCAGGAGCUGACCGAGGAAGAUCUGGAAGACUGGUUAGACAGCUUGAUCUCCUAAACAACCAAGAACAACUCCGAGUGUGUUUGAAAAGCGAUUCUGGAUAUGAACAAAUGCGUCUGCACGCCUAUCGAGGGAACCGGCACGUUGAGAGGUCCUUCAGAUCAGCUCUGGACCUCCAUCAAUAUUUCUGAUUAAAUGAAUAACCUGCUGUUAAUGUUCACCGAUGGAGGCAGAUGCCCUUCAGUAAGCGAGGCCGUUACUAAUGCGUGGGUGUGAAUCCGUGCGGUCUGGAUUAUGAGCUGUGUAUCUGUGCAGUAAACGACAGGUGGGAUUUAUUGCA
Ictalurus punctatus (channel catfish) is the source of this 1381-nucleotide messenger RNA. It is a transcript of the gene aven, whose product is annotated as apoptosis, caspase activation inhibitor. The transcript is spliced from 6 exons. NCBI's taxonomy places the organism in Eukaryota, Metazoa, Chordata, Actinopteri, Siluriformes, Ictaluridae. Gene Ontology annotation, biological process: negative regulation of G2/M transition of mitotic cell cycle. The coding region runs from base 70 to 1098 and encodes 342 amino acids. The record is from RefSeq and is a predicted model, not a curated record.